Molecule: messenger RNA, 2579 nt
Organism: Xenopus tropicalis (tropical clawed frog)
Lineage: Eukaryota; Metazoa; Chordata; Amphibia; Anura; Pipidae
Gene: vangl1
Product: VANGL planar cell polarity protein 1
Exons: 8
Coding region: 85-1596 (503 amino acids)
Source: RefSeq, a predicted model, not a curated record
UAGGUGAGUUACAGGGACGCUUUGCUCUGCACAGAAAGAUCAGCAUUUCAGGCUGCAGGAUAGUGGGGUGACUGGUAUCCAGAUAUGGACACAGAAUCCAACCACUCAGGAUAUUCACAUCACUCUCGGAACUGCCACCAAAGAAGCCACGAUGGGCCAAAAUCAGUUAAUGUUCAGCCAACGGUGGGACAGCCCCUUCUGGGGGAGGACUCGGGGCGUGGAGAGGAGGAGGAGGAGGAGGAGGGACAGGAUGAUCAUUGGGGCGAGACCACCACAGCAGUCACAUCAGAGCGCAGUGCAUCAUUUGAGGACUUGCCCCCCGUUGGAACCUCCAGGAUCCCAGACACUGCUAGGCCUAAAACCUGGAUUAUGAUUGGAUUCUACUUGAGUUGUGUUCUUGGACUUAUUGCUAUCCUUACCCCACCUGCUUUUAUUGUGCUCCCCCAAGUAUUUUGGGGGCCUCAGCUAGAACCCUGUGGUAUAGUCUGUGAGGGGCUUUAUAUUUCUUUGGCCUUUAAGCUGCUUCUUCUUUCUUUGGCUACCUGGGCUGUUUUACUUCGUCCACCACAUUGUGCUCUUCCUCGACUAGUUGAAUUCCAUGCGCUUCUAUUAGUCUUGCUCUUCCUCUUCCUAUCCUCCUAUUGGCUCUUCUAUGGUGUGAGGGUCCUAGGCCCCCAGGAGAAGAACCUGCUUGGAGUGGUGGAAUAUGCAGUCUCAUUGGUGGACGCUCUCAUUUUCAUUCAUUACCUUGGCCUCAUUUUGCUCGAGCUCCGCCAGUUGCAACCCUUUUUUUACCUGAAGGUCAUGAGGAGCAGUGAUGGAGAGAUGCGAUUUUACAGCCUUGGGACCCUCAGUAUACAGAGAGCCGCCCUGUUUGUACUGGAGAAUUACUACAAGGACUUCCCUGCGUUACGCCCAGCUCCUCCCCUGGUCAGAAGGCGGUCGCGGCACGAGAACCAUCACGGGAGGAAAGUUUACAGCGUGGAUGGGCCAGAUAGCAGCGCAGUCAGCCAAUCACAGACCCUGAUCUCGGCAUCCACCAAUUACAAAGAGAGAUAUUAUGAAGAGGCGGAGCAUGCACGGAAAGUCCGGAGGCGCAAAGCCAGGCUGGUGAUGUCAGUGCACGACGCAUUCUCUCAGCUGACGCACUUGGCACAGAGGGACGAGGAGUGGAAAUCGCCCAACACUUUGCAGUCUCGGGAGGCGGCGCAGAGCGUAUUCCCACUCAUUGCCCAGAGCCUUCAGCGCUACCUGCGCUCUACCCAGCAAGCCCACCUACACAGCAUGGAGGGGAUCAUCCAGCACCUCACAGAGUGUCUCGCCCACCGGCUGUCUCCCCAGGCCUUUCUGGAGCAGUAUCUGCGCCCCGGCCCCCCCAUUCAAUAUCUGGGCAACCCCUACGGAGUGUGGACUCUGGUGAGUGAAGAAUCAGUCACACGUCCCCUCAGGUCCGACCUGACUUUCUGCCUCCAGUGCUCCGACGCUCAACUGGUGGUGAGUGUUUGUGGGAUCCCCUUCCUGAAACUGAGCGAGAGCUUCAUCCCCCCCAACUCCCAUCGCUUCAUUGAUAGCAGCAAACCCGAGACCAACCUGUGAGUGGCGCCAGUGCUCCCACAUAGGAGGAGGGAUGGAAGGACUUCCCUAGUGAUGGAACAAUGGUGCCCCGCUACGCUUGCCCUGGCAAUCAUUAUACGCAGCGCUCUGCCCCCUGGUGAUGGAAAGAUGGUUCCCUGGGAUGGAAGGAUGCGCCACCUUGUUCUUUCCAUUGGGAUGGAGGGAUGCCUCACCUUGGUGAUGACCACUAGGAUGGAGAGGUGGCACCUUGGUGAUAGCCAUUGGGAUGGAGGUGGCACCUUGCUGGUAGUCAUUGAGAUGGAGGUGGCACCUUGGUGGUAGCCAUUGGGAUGGAGGUGGCACCUUGGCGGUAGCCAUUGGGAUGGAGGUGGCACCUUGGUGGUAGCCAUUGGGAUGGAGGUGGCACCUUGGUGGUAGCCAUUGAGAUGGAGGUGGCACCUUGGUGGUAGCCAUUGGGAUGGAGGUGGCACCUUGGCGGUAGCCAUUGGGAUGGAGGUGGCACCUUGGUGGUAGCCAUUGGGAUGGAGGUGGCACCUUGGCGGUAGCCAUUGGGAUGGAGGUGGCACCUUGGUGGUAGCCAUUGGGAUGGAGGUGGCACCUUGGCAGUAGCCAGUGGGAUGGAGGUGGCACAUUGGAGGUAGCCAGUGGGAUGGAGGUGGCACGUUGCCAGUUGCCAGUGGGAUGGAGGUGGCACCUUGGCGGUAGCCAGUGGGAUGGAGAGGUGGCACCUUGGCAGUAGCCAGUGGGAUGGAGGUGGCACGUUGCCAGUUGCCAGUGGGAUGGAGGUGGCACCUUGGUGGUAGCCAGUGGGAUGGAGGUGGCACCUUGGCAGUGGGGGGCCUUAUUGCUGUUAGGAGAAGACUUGCUGCUAUGCCAUAGCCAUGCCAAAGAGACAAAUGUAUUUAUACAAGCAGAUUCCCUGGCUCACAGCCAGGAGGGGGCAGUAUUACUGACAUUAUUAUUAUUAUUAUUAUUGUUGUUAAUAAACUAAGGCUUGAGUGGUC